AUGUCAAAAUACUCUGUUGCGCUAGAGCGCAUCGACUCCGCGCACCGUGAAGACCCCAACCAAAUCGAAGUCAACAACGCCACAAUGCCCUACGAACUGCACUACGCCCAAAAAAUGACCUUCUACCUCGACCGCAUCAAUCCAAACGCCUCCGACCUCCUCCGUCUCGCGAUCCGUGCCCAGCAUCUCCGCCGCUGGGAAGUCCCCCGCAGCUCGUAUCCCGCGACUAAAAUCGGGUAUCACUCCUGGCGCUCUGGGCUACAGAAGAGACAAGCGGAGCUCGUCGAGAAGAUUUGCUUUGAGAGCGGGUACAGCGCGGAGGAGGCGGCGCAGGUGGGUGCAAUGGUGCGCAAAGCGGAUUUGAAGAAAGGAGAUCCGGAUACGCAGACGCUGGAGGAUGUGGCGUGUUUGGUUUUUCUGGAUGAUCAGUUUGACAAGUUUGAGAAGGAGCUUGGAGAUGAGGAGAAGAUGGUGGAUAUCUUGAGGAAGACGUGGGGGAAGAUGUCGGAGGCGGGGCAUGCGGAGGCGUUGAAAUUGAAUAUGUCGGAGAGGGCUACGGCUUUGGUGACGAGGGCUUUGGCGGGUUAA
Messenger RNA from Penicillium maclennaniae, 588 nucleotides. Its product is annotated as DUF4202 domain-containing protein. The record is from RefSeq and is a predicted model, not a curated record. Bases 1 to 588 code for a protein of 195 amino acids. NCBI's taxonomy places the organism in Eukaryota, Fungi, Ascomycota, Eurotiomycetes, Eurotiales, Aspergillaceae. The transcript has a single exon.